AGUAGCGUUAGCGUAGCAAAGCCAGCAGCGAGAGAGAGAGAGAGAGAGAGUGUGUGUGUGUGUAAAACCAAAAGCUCAAAAGGCGCUACGCAGCCGGAGGAAUUGAAGAAACUGAAGCGGAAGGAGAAGGUUGUUGAUUGAGUACAGGGAAGCUGCAGCAACUUCCCUUUCUUUGCUUCGCCAGCCGCCUCUCUGUCCAGACUCCUCAGAUAGUUAAGAUGGCAAGGUGGGAUGAGAUUCUGUCCCUCCCAGUACAGAACCCUCCCACGCUGGACUUCUCUGCUGGUGACCUUGUUUGGUCCAAGGUGGAAGGUUGGCGCGACAAUUUAGACAGGCUUGCGCUUAUACCUUAUGCUAGGGUGGAUGAUUUUGUUAGAGGUGAAUCUGCCAACAAAGAUUGCCCCACUAGAUUUCACGUUGAAGCAAGACGGCGUCGGCCUCCACAGGCAUCUUGCAAGCAAAAGGUUGAUGGCAUUCUUGAGUACAUACUGUAUUGGUGUUCAUUUGGUCCUGAUGAUCACCGAAAAGGCGGCAUAGUAAGACCAAGUAGGAAUACCUAUGUUCCAAAGAAGAAAAAUGCCGGUCGACCAAAUACUAAGAGGGGUUGUACCUGCCACUUUAUCGUGAAGCGCUUGAUUGCUGAACCAACUGUCGCGCUAGUCAUUUAUAACCAAGACAAGCAUAUUGAUAAAAUGGGUCUCCCAUGCCAUGGCCCACAGGACAAGAAGGCGGAAGGAACGCGUGCUAUGUUUGCACCAUACAUCUCUGAGGAUCUCCGGCUUCGUGUUUGGUCUUUAUUGUAUGUUGGUGUAUCUGUUGAGACCAUUAUGCAGAGGCACAAUGAAUCUGUGGAGAAACAAGGUGGCCCUAGCAAUCGUGACCAUCUCUUAACCCAUAGGUAUGUCCGAAGGCAGGAACGGAGCAUGAGAAGAUCAACAUACCAACUGGAUGAAGAUGAUGCAGUUAGUAUUGGAUUAUGGGUUGAAAGCCACCAGAGCCAUGUGUUCUUUUAUGAGGACUUCUCUGAUACUGACCCAUUAGUGUUGGGGAUUCAAACAGAGUGGCAGUUGCAGCAGAUGAUUCGGUUUGGAAAUAAAAGACUUAUGGCUUCAGAUUCGAGCUUUGGACCAAAUAAACUAAAGCAUCCUGUUCAGACUCUUCUGGUGUUCAACUCAGAAAACAAGGCUAUACCAGUAGCUUGGAUCAUAACACCAAGAUUUGCAAGUACUGCACAUAAGUGGAUGAGGCCACUUUAUAAUAGAGUCCGUUCGAAGGAUCCCAACUGGAUGUUAGCUGGCUUUAUAGUGGAUGAUCCGUCGAUGGAUAUCCUUACAAUCAGGGAUGUCUUUCAGUGCUCAGUAUUGUUGUCCUUUUGGCGGGUACGGCAUUCAUGGCAUAAGAACCUAGUAAAGAGGUGCACUGAGACAGAACGUGUUCAGAUAUCACAGCAGCUUGGGCUGAUAGUGGACAAGAUCCGCACAGGACCCCUAAAUAUGAAUCCAUUUGAUGCAUUCAUGGAGGAGUUUGGUGCUUCCUCUGAUUUUAUCGAUUACUUCAAGGCAACCUGGUAUCCUAGAAUAGGACUUUGGACAACUGCACUCAGAACUAUUCCACUGGCUAGUCAGGAGACAGGUGCUGCACUGGAGUUUUACCACAAUCAACUGAAGGUCAGACUACUUCUGAAUGAGAAAGAUUCUGAUGUCUAUCAACGUGCCGACUGGCUGGUCGAUAAACUAGGUACAAAAGUCCAUUCCUACUUCUGGCUCGAUGAAUACUCCGAGAAGGACUACUUUGCAAGAUACUGGAAAGAUGAAUGGAUCACUGGGUUAACAUCAUGGCGGAAAGCAUUAAAAAUUCCCGACUCUGAUGUCAUCUUGGAGGAAGGGACAUCUUGUGUGAGAGUAAUCAACCAAGUAGAUCGCGAUAAGGUACACCUCGUGAGGAACUCGGGUUCACAAUUUGCUCUUUGUGAUUGCAAAUGGGCAGAGAUGGGCAACCUGUGUGAGCAUGUAUUUAAAGCUAGCAAGUUGAUCCUUCAAAAAGAGAAUAGGGAUCUUUAUCCAUCUACAACAGUAUCUCAGUAUAUCCAGGCUCUAUUGGAAAUGCUACAUUGCCCUACCAAUGAUUCUUUGAUUCGUGAUCAUGCUGUCUCCCUCUCGGUCCUUGUGCAUAAGAAGUUGGAUUCACUUGUUGCUCCAGAUAGCCGAUCAACUCCCAUGGAUCAACUGGUCUUGAGCAAGAUCCUUCAGAAGAGGAUGAUGGUUGGGCCAGGUGUUGCAGAGCAAUCGAGUAGUGGAAGAGAAACUGGGUGCUCUGCAAUGGAUGUCGAUCUAUCGUCACCAUCACGCUGUAUGGGACAUUGUGAGGAGACCCAUGAUGUGCUUGGAGAUGUAAGCUGUAACAUUGUCGACGGCAGAAUUGAAAGAUUGUGCAAUGGUAUGGAUCUGGACUCAUCACCACCCACCAGUACCUCACCUAGGUUGCAUUCUAGUGAUGAGGCCAGCAACAAUGGCAACUCAUCAAACAGUAAGGAGAUUGCCAGGAGUAACAUGAAACCUAUUGCAGGUGAAACUCGAGAUUCGGAAGUGGAUAUAUCCACUGAUGUAAUAUGUGGGGAACAGGAGGAUAGUCCAGUGAAAUUGAAACCAGUUUCUGAUGAUAACCUCCAACUACAAUUGAACCUACCUACUGUAGUCGCAACGGAAGAAGUGAACUCUUAUGAGAAGUUUCCUUCAGCUCAUGAACCGUUAUUCACUACCGCCGUUACAAAAGGGGAUGUUGCUGGAACAGCCAGUCCUAGCAUCAAAUGAGCGUGAUGGAGACGUCAGAAUGUGAGCUUGUGAGACUUCUUAGUUCUUCUUAGUCUAAUUUAUGUUUCCAUAAGUGGUUGGAUUAGGUAUCUUCUACAGAUAGAUCAAUCCAUUUUUUGGUUGAAAGGAUUCUCUGUUCCGAUUUGGUAUGGAUGAUACAUGGCGCAGUUACUUGCAGUAACAAGACGGGAAUCGUGCUCUUGUAAUUAUAGUGCAGGAAAUACAAUACAAUCAGAAGGAGAAAUUAACAUGCCUUCGGGAC
This is a messenger RNA of Linum tenue, 3072 nucleotides long. NCBI's taxonomy places the organism in Eukaryota, Viridiplantae, Streptophyta, Magnoliopsida, Malpighiales, Linaceae. The record is from the annotation of a GenBank genome assembly.